AUGGUUAUUCGUGGUCGGGGCCCCCAAACAACGAACGCCUUAUUGUCGGUACUGACAGAGAUUGAGGAAUCAACGAGACACCAGGUAUUCACCAGUCAUCAGAAAACGGUCCACAUCAACCAGCAUGGAACCAUGAUGACCAGUCACUAUCAAGACCGUGAGUGGGCGAUGAAAGAAAAUCACGAAGCAAGUAUUCAUUCCCCUGGUAUUGUUUGGAAAAACGCCUCAGGUGUAUUCCUCGUGUUCCCACAUCUUGCUACCCCCAUCAAUCUUAGAAAUUAUAGGAUAUCCAAAUACGGAGUUGUCCUUGACUAUUCUUAA
This is a messenger RNA of Macrosiphum euphorbiae (potato aphid), 321 nucleotides long. The record is from the annotation of a GenBank genome assembly. NCBI's taxonomy places the organism in Eukaryota, Metazoa, Arthropoda, Insecta, Hemiptera, Aphididae.